Molecule: messenger RNA, 786 nt
Organism: Protopolystoma xenopodis
Lineage: Eukaryota; Metazoa; Platyhelminthes; Monogenea; Polystomatidea; Polystomatidae
Source: the annotation of a GenBank genome assembly
AUGACUUUUUCGCGAAAAACAAUUGCACGAGACACAGGGGGCUUUGGUCGGCGGCUCACCCUUCAUCAGGUCGAAGAGACGAAUCCACACGUCCGUCUCUCGGCGCCACUCGUCGAGCGUGGCGCCGUGGAAGCGCACCGGCGGAUGGACCAACAUGUUGGUCUUGAAGAGUCGGCCGACCUGCGUGCCGGCGCCCAAGAGGACGAUGAGGAUGCGCUCUCGCCAGGCCGGCCUGGCGGUGAGGAAGACGAGGAGUCGCGGGUAGACGCGAUCGAGACACUCGGCGAUCCGAUCGGAGGCGAUGAAGAGUGUGAAAUCGGCGCAGGACAAAUAGACCUCUUCGAACUCGUCGAACGAGUGUUGCAGAAAGGCCUCGCCGCGCGCCGUCGGCGUGAACACGGCCCGGUCGAGCCAGUCCUCGCAGAGUCGCGCCAGCUCUCGAGCGAACGCCUCGGCGGCCCGAUCCGACGUCGCGGCCGCCGGCAGGUCGGCCGGCAGAAAGACGGCCGGUACCAAAAGGGUGCAUUUGCAGACGGCGCUGGGGCCGGACAGCAUGGCCUCGGGUGGCUGGGGCAGAUGGGACAGGCGCAGUGUGAUCCACACCCGGGCCCAGCGAUAAGUGCACCUGGCACCGGGCCUACACCGUCGAGGCGCACACUCUCAGACUGCCGAGCCGGCGCAUUGGUCCUUUUUCGCUGCCACCACGGAGACAGGCCACAGCCUCUUCACGAUUGGCUGACAUUGCGGCACACACACAAACAGACGUUUGUAUAUAUUCACACAUAA